AAACAGACACCAAAUGCACAGAUAAUUUCCUCAUCAUUACACGGCGCAGAUAAUCAUUUCAACUCUUGAGCGCGCCAUCAUAAACGCAUCCCUCUUUCACCCUAUAUUUGACGUUCAGCAAACAGCAGACAGAAUCGCUUUUGGAACAGAAAUAAAAAUAAUGUGAAUUAACCAACCAGAUAUCGGAGGUAACUGUAGUAGGGAAGCAAAAUUCUUUCUGUCGGGAAAAUGUGAAAAUCAAUCACCAUCGGUACGUUGCUGCACACCGGUUUAGGCGUGCCAUACUGCAAAAUACACCGUGUGAUAAUUUGCGAACAACCCGACCGCACAAUCAAACAAACCGACCGAUUCAUCUUCCACGAUCAGAAAUAGAACAGUCGCGACGAGUAAUCAGUGGAUCACGGUUGUGUUGUUUUUUUUAAUACAAAUUCCUGUUGGUAAAAAUGUGCUAGGAGACGAGCAUACACACGAACGUCCGUGGCGGAAGCAACGCGCCAAACAACAGGAGAAAAAAAUAACGAAAAAAUUUCAUCCCACCGACACCGUUCUCGGUGUGGCGGUCCGGGGGGGUGGGAAAGCGGGAGGCCACCGUACGGAAGUUGAAUCAUAUUUUUAUAACAUCAUUAGCCAUCUAUCAUAAGACGAUGAAAAUCAACGAGAAAAAUCUGUGCACGUUCGCAACAACGCCACCGGUCGAUCUCGAGGGAUGGAUGAACAAGCGGGGCGAAACGAACAAAAGCUGGCAGCGUCGCUGGUUUGUGCUGAAGGGCAACCUACUGUUCUACUUCGAAAAGCGCACCGAUAAGGAACCGCUCGGCAUGAUUAUCCUUGAGGGCUGUACCGUCGAGCUCGCCGAAGAAAGUGAGCAGUACUGCUUUCAGAUCAUAUUCCACGGUCCGAACAAUCGGACGUACUACCUCAGCACGGAAUCACAGGCCAGCAUGGAGCAGUGGAUGAAGGCACUAACGUGCGCCGGGUACGACUACAUGAAGCUAAUGGUGGCCGAACUUCAGCGCCAGCUGGACGAAAUCGAGGGCCAGUGUCGGGAGAAAACACCCGACACUGUGCCCCUGCUAGCACCACCAAAAGCACCACCGCGGCGGCAUAAUCCUUUCAACAAACCGCUCACCACGGAGUACGCAUCGAAUGCAGAUACCGGCACCAGUGGUGUGGAUGAAGGACUGGGAACUAGCCCACCAACACCGCUAACACGUUCCGGCCGGAAAGCACCAGCACCACCCACACCAGCAAAACAGCAACAACCGUCAUCCGGUGCAGCAACCGAACCGGUUCAGCCACCACCACCAGAAGAAGUUACCCCGACCCGUGCCGGUAAGAUUGUGUCCGCAACGAAGUCAAGCGAUGCCAUCGCAUCGAUGACGGACGAACGACCCCUGGAACGGGGUGCAGUUGUAUCGUUCUCGUUCGAAACGAUGCACUCAGCGCUCGGUGUGCCGGUGUUGGCCGACCUGAGCAAGUGGAAUGCCAGCCGCCAGGAGGUGGUGCACAAUAACGAGGAAAAUGUGGACGAUAAACGACCAAUGCCGGAAGCCACCGGUAUCACAAUAUCGGAGAGAGCUAGUAGCGUGGUUGGAGGCGAUAAGUAAGAGCGAUGAUUGAUGGGAAAAAAAGCAUUGCUAGUGAUAAUGGACACCAUCGCGGUUGUUCCCACAAAAGGGGAAAGAUGUACUGUCCAUAGGGUAACGAAACGCACACGCGACAAGCACAUAUGUUAGACGAUUGUUUUACAACAAACAUGGUGACAAUAUUCCGUUGGUUUAGUUUAUUUAGCUUAGGUUGCAUUUUUCUUCCAUCUUUGCCCUUCUUUUACCCGGGGGUUGACACCACUGCAGACGAACUAGAAAGAUGCUCCCUUGUCACUAAACCAGACAGUGCACUAUUCCUGGCUAACACACACGUAGCUUAGUGGUUGAGGGUUGUUUCAUUUGUUUUGUUUACUCUUUUUUUCUUAUCUUGAAUUUUGUAAUGUUUUUUUUUGUAACUCAUAACAUGCCAAUUAAUCGUACUCUUUGCAUUAAAUGUUAACACUAAAUGCUUUAAUCUUUUUUUUUCUUUUGUUUUGUUUUGUUUGUAUUGCUUUUUAGUGUUUCUUCAUUACGUUUUGUCUGCUAUCUGCUUUUGGCGGGAAAUGUAUUAUGAGUUAAUUAAUUAUAAAAUCACAGCACAACUUUAACCUUUACCAUCAAACUUAAUUUAAUUUUUUCUAUUUAUACACACGCACACAAACUGUCCUUCUAUCCUUUUUUCCUUUCCCUUUUUCGGCCAUUUUCCCAUCUUCAUGCACACACACACACGAGAAACCAGCAGUUAAACGUGCUCGAAAGCGGAAACCUCUCGAAUCACACUUAUAGAGAUUGUAUAGCUUUUGACGAAGCGGGAAUUCUAGUACGUGCCUACCUGCUAUUUAGAAUGAUUUUAAGUAGUUCCGUUUCACUUAAUAUAUAAUCAUUAGUAGUAGAAGGGAAAAGGUCCAUAUUACUGCGUUUAUAUUUAAAAAAAAAUCAAACAACACACAAACAUGCCAAAUACUGUAUACCACACUGUUCCCAUAUACGCACACAAACAGGACAGGCACCGGACAGGAUGGAAUUUUUCAUCGUUUGGAGCACGUGGGAGCAUUCAUUGAAAUGUUAACUACGAGCUACGAAGGAGCUAAGGAUUUAUUCUCCCAAACAAAACGAGGGGGAGAAAGAAAAAACAUAUCGGUGCCAAGUAUGGAUGAGUGCGCGUAUUGGUGGUCCUAUUUGUGUCAAUUUACGUCCAGUGACGUAGGGUAGUAAGGUGUUAUAAAUCGCAAAUAAAACGACUUUCCUUCUCCUGUUUUCCACUCUCCAAACCCCUGUGCCAAAUUAAAGAAAUAUACAUAUUUAGUCCAGUUUUAAAUUCGAACAAUUCGCGCCUAGCUCUAAGUGAUGAACGGCAACGUUUGCAAACGAAAGGAGGGAUCGAAUUAACAAAAGGAAAUAAAUUAAGAGCAAUUUGUUUUAGUUUAAAAAAAAGAUGUGCGAAACAUUUUUGCCUUACAUUAUUAUUUAUGAUAAAUAAAUCAAAACUUGUUACUAAAUUAACGAAA
Molecule: messenger RNA, 3094 nt
Organism: Anopheles funestus (African malaria mosquito)
Lineage: Eukaryota; Metazoa; Arthropoda; Insecta; Diptera; Culicidae
Gene: IPIP
Product: sesquipedalian-2
Exons: 4
Coding region: 645-1607 (320 amino acids)
Biological process (GO): endosome organization; receptor recycling; retrograde transport, endosome to Golgi
Cellular component (GO): early endosome; trans-Golgi network; recycling endosome
Source: RefSeq, a predicted model, not a curated record